AUUGAUAGCUAAUGCUGUUAGAACAAGAGGCCUGUCUAGCAUCAUGCUUGGACCUGCAGAAGAUAGUACCAGCAGCAGUAGCAGUGAUGAAGAAACAGAAAGUGAUGAAGAUGAUGAAAAACUUGAAAUGUUUCCAGACGUAUCUGACACAAACACAACUGCAACCACAAGCAGUUUUAUGACUAUCACAGCCAGCAAUGAUAUCAUUGACGAUACAACUGAAGAUCUGAUGAGAAACUAUGGAAUGAAGCAACUUUAUACUCCAAAAGGACAGGCUUCUGAACAAGUGGCAAGGACUGCCAUUAUUCCAUCCAUAUCAAUAUCAUUGACAGAAGCACUGAAUGAAAUGGAAAUGCUAACAAUAGGAGAAAGUGUCCCCACUAUUGAGGAUGCCAAUAAUGCCUCAGUCACAGGAAAUAAUGAUGAAAUAUCAGUUGGAAAACACGAUGAGCCCUUGAAUGAAACACAAUCAUUAAUAGACACUAACAAUACUGUAACAACACAUGAAGCAUCUUAUACUGACAAUACUACACUCAAUAAGAAACCAAUCACAAAUGAACUUUUAUCUCUUGGUAAUGUACCAACUGAAGAAAAAGUCACAAUAUUACUAAAGAAGGUGAAUCAGUUACAAAGAGAACAUUCGAUAAUGUUACAAGAAAUGAAGAGACAAGAAAUCAAAUUAGACCAAGCACUUCAACUAAACAGGGAUCUACAAAAAACAGGCAAGACGACUUGUUUGUCAAUUACUAUCUUCAAUGAUAUUAAAUUGUAAUUUGCAGUAGAGAAAGAAAGAAAACAAGAAUGAGUUAUAAUGAAAGAUAUUAAGCAUCAAGUAUCAAGCGGAUUGACAGUAGAAGAAAACGCAACACCCAAAUCCUCCACCAAAUAUCACACAACAUUGACUAAUAUUAAGUGAUAAAUCAUACCAAACAAAUAUAAUACAGAAAAAAUCACUUUAUUUUUAUGUACUACUAUAUAUAGGCAACAUUGGUGAAAAAAAUGGGGCAUAUCAGCCACACUAUACACAACCAACUGCAAAAAUAGUAUUUUAAGUCUACUCUUAGAAA
This is a messenger RNA of Amphimedon queenslandica, 1067 nucleotides long. RefSeq lists its product as uncharacterized. Bases 44 to 772 code for a protein of 242 amino acids. The transcript has 2 exons. Lineage: Eukaryota; Metazoa; Porifera; Demospongiae; Haplosclerida; Niphatidae. The record is from RefSeq and is a predicted model, not a curated record.